Molecule: messenger RNA, 2727 nt
Organism: Plutella xylostella (diamondback moth)
Lineage: Eukaryota; Metazoa; Arthropoda; Insecta; Lepidoptera; Plutellidae
Source: RefSeq, a predicted model, not a curated record
AUGCCUGUAACGAGGUCCACGACAGGGAGGCUACAGCGCGGCGGCCUAGAACAGAGGCCUACUGAAGAAUCGUCGGCCGCCGGCGCCACCGCCUCCACCGCCACCGCUACAGACUCCGACACGCAAACGCCGUCAACCGCCGUGACAGCAUCAACAUCGACGGGUGUGUCCACCGGAGUAUCGACGCCGCCCUCGUCUGCCGCCAGGGUGGAUAGCGCCUCGCCCCCCAUAACAGGGGGGGCACCGCUCCCUGUGUUCGGGGGAGUACCGCCACCGCCCUCCACUGCCGCGAGGGUGGUUACAGCUGCUGCCGGAACGCCCUGCCCACCGUCAUGCAUCCGGGCUACUCCGCCAGCGUCUACAGCAAGAUCGAAGGCCAAGUCAUUAAAGGCACGCCGCAUCGCCGAAGCGAAAGAAGAAUUAGCGUGUCGUCAAGUUGAAAUCGCCGAAGCAAAAGAAGAAAUAGCACGUAGUAAAGAAGAAAUAGCACGUCGUAAAGCUGAACUCGCCGCCGCCCGUCUCGCAGUUAUUGAAGCUGAAUCCGACACCGAUGAUGACGACGGCAGCAUCAGUACCGAGAUGGAGAGUACGCUCAAGGUCGACUCGUGGCUCAAGACACAGCAGAAUGUACUGGCCAUCAAGAACGAGCCUCACUCCGCGUCAGCAGCACCACCACCGCCAACAGAAGCUGCUGAGGAGUCCAGACAGCAUGAUGAGGACUACGUUCUACCGCCGCCAGUCGCCACCGCCGUCGACCCUGCCUCCACUGCCGCCGUCCCUGUCGCUCAGCCGCGGACAAGCGACUCUGUGAGCCUCACUGCCCUCGCCGAAGCUAUUGCUCUAGCUGCAAGAGCCGGGGCGCCGCCGCCACCACCACCGCCACCGGCUCCGCGUCACAUUAGUGAGCUACCGUACUUUAGUGGCGCGCCGCACGAGUGGCUACAGUUCAAGACCGCCUACUACGAGUCCGCCGCAUCACUCGCGCCCUGCGACAACAUGGGGCGCCUACGUCGAUGCCUGAAAGGAAGAGCGAAGGAAGCUGUCAGCCGCCUGCUCAUCACCAGCACGACGCCCGAGAACGUGAUGAAGUCACUCGAAUUGUGCUUCGGGCGCCCGGACAGCAUCGCGCUCGCCGAGUUGGAACGUCUGCGCGCACUACGCCGGCCUACGGAUAUCGCUACAGAGUUCUGCUUCUUUGCAAACGAAGUAAGCAACAUUGUGACGACACUUCAAGAGCUGCACCGCGACCGCUACCUCAACAAUCCCGAGAUCACGCAGCUCACAGUCGAGAAGCUCACAGCCGCCCACAAGCUUCGCUGGUUCGACUUCUCCGCCGCACAGUCGCCCGAGGAACCCGACCUGCUGAAGCUCAGCCGCUUCCUCACUCGGGAAGCCUCGAUAUGCGGGCCGCACGCACAUGAGAAGACGUCGAGCAUCGCCUACGAACCGAAGCAGCAGCAACAGCAGCAGCAGCCGCACCGCGCACAAUGGACAUACGCAACAACAGAACAGAAACCUACGUGUCCAGUGUGCUGCAACAGGGGCCACAACCCAACAGAAUGCCGCAAGUUCGUCGAAAGUGACGUCGACUCACGCUGGCACCUAGCGAAACAGAGAAGGCUCUGCUUUAGCUGUCUACGCUACCACAGCAAGACGCACCGAUGCAGAAGGAAGAAAUGUGGCGUCGACGGCUGCGAGAGGUUACAUAACCGACUGCUACACUUCGUGCGAGCCGACAAGCCCGAAGCCAAGAAAACAGACGCAGUCGCCUCUACGUGGACACCAAUGCGAACGAAAGCGUAUCGCAAAAUAGUAAAGGUCCAAGUCUCCGGACCGGCGGGAGCGGUCGACACAUGCGCGCUCCUAGACGACGGAUCUACAGUAACGCUCGUCGACAGUGAAAUAGUACAGAAAAUCGGAGCCAGGGGGCCCAUAGACCCUCUCUAUAUAGAAGGUGUCUCCGACACAAGCGUCGACGAGUCCGCAUCGCGUCGCGUCGCACUCACUCUCACGGGUGCGAGCGAGACGCAUAUAGUCAACGCACGCACAGUACAGAAGCUGCACCUCGCCGCACAGCGUGUCACCGAGCGAGACCUCGCCGGCUGCCCUCACCUGGAAGACAUCCAGCACGAGCUGAAGUACACAGACAUGAAGCCAGGUCUGCUCAUCGGGCAAGACAACUGGCACCUGCUGAUGGCGGCAGAAGUACGAGCGGGACAGCGACACCAACCAGUGGCUUCACGCACACCACUGGGCUGGGUGUUACACGGUGCACACACAAGCACAGUGGGACAGCGUGUGCACUACGUGAACAACAUCGUCAGCAUCGAAGACAGCAUGGACGAGCAGCUGAAGAGACACUUCGCGCUCGACUCACUGACGAUCACAUCGAAGAAACCGAAGCCCGAUACAGAAGAGCGAAAACUCCAGGAGCCUACUACCUGGCACGGCGGUCAAGGUUUGCGACGUCAUCAUGGUGGCAGACAGCAACCUACCACGCAAGACGUGGCCGAAAGACUUGGUCGCGGCUGCCUACCUAGGAGAAGACGUUAUCGUACGAACAGCCGACGUCCAGACCUACGGAAGGACCCUCAGAAGACCAACCAAGCAGCUGGUGAUCCUGCCUACAGCUCCAGUCGUUUCGACCGAAGAGUUCAACGCCCUGCAGGCGAUGACCGGCGGGAGAGAUGUACGGAACGACUAAAAGAAGUUUUGUUUUAUUUGUAA